This is a messenger RNA of Saccoglossus kowalevskii, 906 nucleotides long. RefSeq lists its product as uncharacterized. The record is from RefSeq and is a predicted model, not a curated record. NCBI's taxonomy places the organism in Eukaryota, Metazoa, Hemichordata, Enteropneusta, Harrimaniidae.
AUGUUGUCUUCAGUUGCGUUCAUUAGUUCACAAAUCGUCAGAUUACUUUCUGUAACAAAUUCAUUGAAAGAACGCUUCCAUUCUGAAAACACUCUUAUAUGUCUGCUGCAAGCACUCACCGGCAAGUCUACCGUGAUUGAGUUACGAAAUGAGAGUACAGUCACUGGAGUUAUUGACAGUGUGGAUGCAUACAUGAAUGUGUUCAUGUCUGAUGUGGAGUUUGUUAAUGCCGAUGGACAAGUGAUGAUUCUCAGUAAUUUUUUUGUUCAAGGGAAGAUGAUUCGGUUUGUACAGAUUCCGGAUGAGGUUAAUAUCGUGACUGCUAUCAAGAGUCAACUUUCUAGCUGGCAAGAGAGAAGAACUAGAAAGGAGAGGGUACAACGGAGGAACAAAGCAAGGGCACAACUACAAGCCGUCCUCACACCGAUUGAAGAGCUAAUCACGCAGUACCCCGAUGCCAAUGACAAAAACGCCGCGUACCGAGAAAUACUCGCAUGGAAAUUAGCUGUCGACAACCGGCUAUCAGCGCUAGUCAACGCGGACCAACAAGUCAUCGAUCAUUACGAUGAAGACCACGCCGAAUUUACCGAGACUGAGUCAUAUGAAGUCGAAAUAAUCGCCCGCUUCGCUCGACUUUUGAUGUUUGUCGAAGAAUUCCAGACUAUUCGAUUUCAACAACCAGUCAUCCAACAAGCACCCCUCGAUCACAACAUGGCCGCCCUGCAACCAGAUCAACAAAUCCACUACAAGUCAGUUCAUCUUCCUUAUUUAGAAAUACAAAUGUACCCACUUUUCACGGUGAUCUACUCACUUGGGCUGAAUUCAUUGAUAAUUUCAAAGCCGCUGUCCACAACGACCCUCAUAUAUCCGAUAUCCAAAAGUUCACGUACCUCAGAAACUGCGUAG